Messenger RNA from Pyricularia oryzae 70-15, 237 nucleotides. RefSeq lists its product as uncharacterized. Bases 1 to 237 code for a protein of 78 amino acids. The transcript has 3 exons. Lineage: Eukaryota; Fungi; Ascomycota; Sordariomycetes; Magnaporthales; Pyriculariaceae. The record is from RefSeq and is a predicted model, not a curated record.
AUGUCCGAGUGUCAGCCCAAAGCUUCUAUGCCGUAUGCACGUGUCUGGGGAGAUAAGAAGACCCGCUGUAGAAACUCUUCGUCGGAAGCUUGUGUCAGGCAGGUAACGGUAGAAAAGCCUAACCUGAGGGGCCCCAUCAAAAAGGGUACUGGUUUGAACAAAUCCGGCAAGCCUCCAUUGCCGCUUGUCCGUGCAUACACCCGUCUUACCGAGAUAUCAAAGCCAAGGACCGAAUAA